AUGGAAGAGCACCUAUCUAGGAUAAGCAAUGAAAAUCGCAAAUAUUGGAGGGUAAUAUGUCGCAAGCGUCUUUCACAACAUAUCUGGGAAGCACUGGGACUGAGAAUUGACCCCUCUGAGGUGCGCCUCAAAACUGGUGAACCGACCCAAUAUCUGUGGAAAAUCGAUGACAGUUCCCUUCAACCUCUCUUUGAGAAACAUCUCAGUAAGCAUUCUGUGGGUGCGUACAAGCAGUUGUGCCAGGGGGUAGGGGAAAGCUUCUAUGCCAUUCGGUCAGAAACUACUGAUAAAGAAAAUGUCCAACUGAGUCUCAGUGAUCGGGUGCAGACACUGCAGCGGGAAAAUGCAGAGCUCACCCAAAUACUAGCAAAUUGGAUGGAACGAGUAUCGUCAUUGCAAGAUGAGAAAACGGUUGCAGAAGAGAAGAUUUGCGUCCAAGAGUCUACUAUCACAGAGGCUCAACAGACAAUAAGUCAUCUUCAACAAGAUGUCCAGCAAUGGGUAGCAGUAGCUGAAUACUACCAACUGAGAUGUAUGCACUGUUCUGAGGCCUUGAAGCAGACCAUUAUCUCUUUACAGGCACUCGAGUCUACAAUGAAUCUGCCUCGGUCUACUUGA
Aspergillus welwitschiae is the source of this 618-nucleotide messenger RNA. RefSeq lists its product as uncharacterized. The coding region runs from base 1 to 618 and encodes 205 amino acids. NCBI's taxonomy places the organism in Eukaryota, Fungi, Ascomycota, Eurotiomycetes, Eurotiales, Aspergillaceae. The record is from RefSeq and is a predicted model, not a curated record. The transcript has 3 exons.